This is a messenger RNA of Onychostoma macrolepis, 2111 nucleotides long. RefSeq names its product isocitrate dehydrogenase [NAD] subunit gamma, mitochondrial-like. Gene Ontology annotation, biological process: isocitrate metabolic process; tricarboxylic acid cycle. The record is from RefSeq and is a predicted model, not a curated record. The transcript is spliced from 12 exons. The coding region runs from base 218 to 1390 and encodes 390 amino acids. Gene Ontology annotation, cellular component: mitochondrion. NCBI's taxonomy places the organism in Eukaryota, Metazoa, Chordata, Actinopteri, Cypriniformes, Cyprinidae. Gene Ontology annotation, molecular function: magnesium ion binding; oxidoreductase activity, acting on the CH-OH group of donors, NAD or NADP as acceptor; NAD binding.
AACUGACGUCAGGUCUGCACACCUCAACAAAAAAUAAAACAUUCACAUAAACUACACUAGAGCGCGCCAAAGUAAAAGUGUUUGGUUAUAACAGUUAAAUCCCGAGUUUUGUUUCAGCUGAUUGUGGAACAGCGCCGCUGGUUCAAACCGAGCCCACGGCGGCAUUUAUUUCGGUUUGUUUGCUGAUGCUGGAGCGGCAAGCUUAACUCGAUCCAAAAUGUCCAUAUCAGCGAGAUCAGCGCUCGUCCUCUUCCCAACGCGUCUGCAGCCAUGGACCGGACUGAACAACCUGAAAAGCCCUGCAGUGUGUUGCCAGAGGAAGAAGUCUUCACAUACUCCUCCUCCUGCUAAAUACGGAGGCAGACACACGGUGACUUUGAUCCCUGGUGAUGGUAUUGGACCAGAACUGCUGAACCACGUCAGAGAGCUUUUCAGAUUCUGCUGUGUGCCAGUGGAUUUUGAGAUUGUCAGGGUGGAUUCGUCUGCUUCCUCUGAGGAUGACAUUAAUAAUGCGGUUACUGCAAUCAAACGUAAUGGAGUAGCACUUAAGGGUAACAUGGAGACUAAUCACAACCUUCCUCCAUCUCAUAAAUCCAGGAACAAUUUGCUUCGCACAUCUUUAGACCUGUAUGCUAAUAUCAUGCACUGUCAGUCUCUUCCUGGCGUCCCGACCCGCCACAAAGACAUUGAUGUGAUCAUCAUUAGGGAGAACACCGAAGGAGAGUACAGCAGCUUGGAGCAUGAGAAUGUUUCAGGGGUGGUGGAGUGUCUGAAGAUCAUAACGCGUGUGAAGUCAUUGCGGAUCGCUGAGUAUGCCUUUAACUUGGCCAGAGAGAAAGGCCGCCGCAAGGUCACGGCAGUACAUAAAGCUAAUAUCAUGAAGCUUGGCGAUGGCCUUUUCCUGCAGUGCUGUAAAGAGGUGGCGGCUGGAUAUCCUGAUAUCACAUUUGAUAACAUGAUUGUGGACAAUACCACCAUGCAGCUGGUCUCUAAGCCCCAGCAGUUUGAUGUGAUGGUGAUGCCUAAUCUCUAUGGAAAUGUGGUGAGCAAUGUGUGCGCUGGACUUGUUGGAGGUCCAGGUCUGGUACCAGGAGUCAACUACGGCAAGGACUACGCUGUUUUUGAGACCGCCACUAGGAACACUGGGAAAAGCAUUGCUAACAAGAAUAUUGCAAACCCCACGGCCACACUGCUGGCCAGCUGCCUGAUGCUGGACCACUUAAAGCUUCAUGCAUACGCCAAGAUGAUUCGAAAGGCAGUUCUGAGAACUUUGUCUGAAACUCAGUUGCAGACUGUUGACUUGGGAGGUCAGGGUACUACAUCUGAGGUGGUCUACUCUAUUAUGCAGGAGAUCCAGAGAGGAGGACCGCGCACAACAGAACAGAUCUGAACUUCAUUUCUGCAGGUUCUUGACCCUCACACACACCUCUAGCUCACAGAGAACACAGAAACGAUCUAAUGCUUUUGUCAAACACAGGACGCACGGUGAAUUCUUUAAUGAAAAGAUGCUACUAGUGUGUUGAAAUAGUGUAUAUUUUUCUUUUGUAAUCUAUAAAUCUAUAUAUCUAGUGGUAUAAAUGUUUCUGAUGUGAUUUAUCCGUUAUGAUCAAGUUGAGUUAAGGCCUUUAUCUGAACUGGACUGGGCUGCUGUGUAUUUCAUUUCAUACCCAACAGGUUCUGUAUUGAAGUUUUCAUCUUAUUAAUUUAUUAUUUAUUGCCUGUUGUUAAUUGAUGAUGCACCAAACACUUUCAUGAAUAAAUGUCUAUUACUUCAUCAAACUUCAUGCCUCCUAAGACAUGUUCAAAGUGAAAUAGACAGUAUGAUUGGUUUAACGGACAAACAUUUUCCAAUAGGUGGCACUAAAAUGCUGCACUUCGGCUUUAUCAAAUUUGAAUGCUUUUUGACAUUUGGUUAUGAGUAUUAUAAAAAGUUAUGACUGCUGUAGUGCAAAAAGUGAAAUAUAUUACAUGUAAUGUUUACUUUCAGCGCAAGUGACUGUUUGCAGAAUGUUUUUUCAUUAAAAAAGAAUGCAUUUAUACACUUUAAAAUAUAAACUAAACUCUUAUUUAUAAAUAAAUUUUGACAUGGCAUUUGAGUGUUUCCAUCUUUG